UAUAUUCAUACUUGCUCUUGAUGUGCCUUUCCCAUUCCCUGUUUUCUUUGUUUGUCGGUCAAAGAACAGCAGUCCCCAGAGCGUGAAGACGUUCUGUCCCGGUGCACGGAUGGUCCGGCAGAUAACAAAGAGACAUGGACCACGCAAGCUUCGGCGUGUCUAGCUCCCGUCCGCGGGAACCGCUCCGUCCCUAAACCAAAGCGUCACUCAUGAGUAGACGUGGUGGUGGCAACUCUACGAUUUUUUAGAAAAUUACGAAGACGAAGACGACACACAGACCCUCUCUUGAGCGUGUUUGACGCGGGACACGGCUCCGAGCGAUGUCGUCAAACAAACCGACGAAGGGCGUCUCGGGCGCCAAGUUGCCCCCGGUACGGAAGGUCUCGCUGGACCAGGGACCAACGAACAUGAUCGCAAAGAACAAAAAAGCCCUGAGCGGAAUCAGGGUUGGUGACAGUGCGGCCUCUUCGUCCACAAGGUAAUCGAAUUUUUGUUACUCAAGUUUGUCUUCUCAGAUACAGAGCCUCCUGACUCGGAUUUUUUGUCCGCAUGAAUCUUCUACAGAAGUUAGUGGGUCUCUUUUGUUUUAGAUUCCUAAAACAUUCUAGGCCACCGGUCCGCAAGACCAGCUCGCCCCCGAAACGACGGCGGGGUAGGGAAUGCUUUCUCGAUACUUGGAUGGAAGGAACCAAGGGUGAUCAUAUCGCGAGCUACAACGAGAUGCAGGCUCCACUUUUUGUUGGUGUGUCGAACCUUUACCACGCUAGAUCGCCGUCAAAAGCCAAAGUCAGGCGACUCAAAAGUUUGGAUGAUUCGGUACGACUGUGUUUUGAAUCACCAUGGGUAGUCCUGUGCUUGUCGUACUAAGAUGUUCGCUACGAAAUUCUUCAUUUUGUUCAGAAUAAUGUACGGACAUCAACUUUUUCGAGAGCAAUCUGUGUGUCAAUAAUAUAACAUCAGGCCACAACGCGCCGGGCGACGAACUUACAAGACGAACUUGUUUCUGAGCUGCGAAGUAUCGACGAGAACUUGGUGUCGGGAUACUGCGCGCGAGGUGCAUCCGCAGAAGCAAAAGCUGGCGGUGGCGGGCUAGGUGACGCAUCCAAUAGGCCAUCCGUUCUCGAUCGAAUACAAGACAUCGUGAAGCAUGUAAGAGCUGAAACCUACGAUUUAGAGGACGUGCAUGCAGCAGAGCUGUUACCUAUCAUCGAGGAGCACGUGGAGCAAUUAGACCCGCAUUUGCUCUUCGGAAGUCCGAGCGACGGAAGUGCUACACCACCCGACUCUGAGACGUUGGAACGGAAAAAACGCGCAUUAGUCGGUCUGUUGCAGUCUGUUGCGCUUGGCGCGGCUGCGGGGCAUGAGACGCUUGAGGAGGGCGAGCUGGUCGGAGGAAGCUGUGAGUUCGAGUUUUCAGCCCGCAGGCCGCCAAAGAUGACCUACAGCGACCAAGCAACAAGAGUUGGACAACAGCGACGCGCCCUCGUACAACACCCAUUUGGUGCAGCGCAACCACCGUUCGGUACUGUGGACGAGUCUGGGCUAGCAGCGACGAUGCCAAGUGGUGGGCUAGGGCGCGCGGCUUUUCCUGCGAUAGAAGAGCAUCCAGCGAGCACGGACGGCUACGGGAGGCCGAUACUAAGCGGAGCGCAAGUCGAGCUUGAGGGUGGGCAUAAUGGGAUGGCAGGCGCAGCGAGGAGCACCAGUCCUGCUGCAAGUCGACACCAUGGACGGCCGGUCGCGCCAAUCGCCACAGGCGACGAUGAUGCUUCACCGCGUCGCGGAGGGUCGUCGCAGAAAGGGUCGCCGAAGAGAGGCUCGCCUCGUGCGCCGUGGAGGCCGGGUGGGGGAUCGCCAUCUACACAGCGCUCGCCGAAAAGUCCAAAAAGAACAGAGCCGUACUUAGACGGCGAUGUAAUUGUAACUCCGAUCGGAGCAUACGUAAAACCUCUGCCAACUCUGGGUAAGGAGCAGGACGGAGCGUGGGCAGGCGAGAUGAGCAAGGCGCAAACGGAAAGGGUACUGCUGCAAGCAGAAGUUCCUGUCUCAAGACAGGUAAUAGAGAGAGGCGGAAAAACUGUAGGUGAACGGCCCCCACACUCCUCGCAAUCGGCGAAAGAAGCCGAGCUACAUGAGAUGAUGAUAGCUCUGCGAGAUCAGGCCAUGCAACUGGUGGCAGACGAACUAGACCCUAUGCGCACCACCAGCCGCGAAGUCCAUGUCGGAAGCAAAGACGCGCCGCACUUACCUGACGUGUCGGGUAGCGCGGCGCAGAGCCAGGACCGCCAAGUUUUUAACGGAGCGCAAGUCGCGGUCUCGGGCGACGACGGCGGUGGGACUGAUCCUUUCGUUCAAACACCUGGCGCGUGGGUGGCCCGAACGCAAGAGCAGGCUCCGCUAGACCCCCUUGCAGGCGCCAAAAAGCCGAGCUCACCGCAAAAAUUACGGAGACAGGCGUUGGAGUUGGAGGACGAGGAGCUUCACAUUCGAGAACCGAAGGAUAAGGCUGUGUCAGAUGCUGCGCAGCUCGUCUUACGUGCAGACGAGGAUGACCUGAGGCAGACUGUGUCGCCCCGAGCUGGAGCUGGUAUGGCGAGUCAUGUCUUCGAACGGCCUCCAGGAGGAAGUCGGGGCCACAUGGCCAGUCGUGGCGAAAGUAGCGCGGACGAGAAGGAUGUGCUUUUUGCCCCGCGGCGCUCGCAGGAACGAUUCGGGGUUGCCUCAUCGAAGCUGCAGCACUCAACGUCAGAGCGUCUGCGCUCGGCACCGGCAGAUCCUAACCCGGACAUGCGACGAUUAUUAGACGAAGUGCGACAAGAAACGGCGCCUGGAUGGCAACGCCGGAAGCAUAAGAGGUCCGGACUUUCGCCUCGUGAGCAGCGACUGCGGCAAGAGCGUGACGCGGGGGCCGUGUCUCCUUCCGGAGAGGGUGGUCUUGGCGGCGCGAGUGAGAGUCCUGCGUUUGCUAUGAUUUCGGACGUUUUGGCAGACAGUGGAAACCCAGCAAGCCAUUCGGCAGCAGAAGGGCCUCUCUCCGUCUCAGGAGGGUCGAACCUGCUCCCCGGUGGUGGGCCUGGUAUAGCUAACCGAGAAGGCUUGCUACAAACACCACAGCCCGGAUUGGGCUUCUUGCCGUCAACUCAGCAGAAGAGCUUUCAGAGCGUCAUCUCGCCUCGUUCAGAUGCCGCUGGCGGUGAUCCCUUUCAAGGUCUACUCCGAAAAGGCCAAAAGUACGAUGAACUUUUUGGUGGGCAUACGCAGUCAAGUUUGCUUCAGCCGAGCAUAAUAUCUAGGUAUAUUUUGCUGUUUCUUUUGCUAGUACCUGUAGUACAUCGUGACCCGUUAGAGUGUGCUAGAUUUUGGAGGAUGCGCCAUGAAUUGUUUUUCGCUUCGCUCAAAAAGUAGCUAGAAGCUUGGAUGAAUCACAAGUGGACGAUGAAUGUCGACUCUUCUCUUCACAUAUUGACGAUAGAAAAAAUUAAUUUCAGUGUCGAAGAGCCUAGCGCGAUGUGGGACACGAAUAGAGUGUCAGCCUUGGAUACUAGAAAUUCGUUCCUCGUUUCGCGAAAAGACUUACAGAAGAGUGCUUUUCUGGGGCGAGGAAACAAAACUUUGGCAGACAAGAGUGGAGCAACGGAUUUUGCAGAAGAGGACUACCUUUGCGAGAUGCUGCCUUCUGAAGAGCUAGAGGGCAUCGUUGGGUUUCGGAGAAGAGCUAUGACGCAGUCAGGAAUACACCCCCCAAUCUGCGGCUGCUUUAAGUGCUAUCAAAAGGUACUGGCCACUUUAAUUGCACGAGCAUGCUGUUUCAAGAGGAUAGUAGAUAGACACGUUUCUUUUCGUUUUUGUUCAGUCUGCAUCACAAUCCCAAAAUAUUUCUUGAAUAAAAUUUUUAUCGUCCAGAUGCGAUACGAUGGAGAUCAUUUGCAGAGCCGGUUUUUUCGACCGCGACCUGCAAAAGCACUCAAGCACGACGACGAUGUUAAACGGCUUAGUCAAAUGUCACCAAGGUCUUUGUCGAAAGCCACGACUGCGACCGGUGGUGACGGUCGAGUCCACCUUCUGUCUGGCUCUAUCACUUCGCUCUCGCACUCGGACGCGUCGCCCUCGGUCACUCUGAGACAGCGGUCAGUAGUUGCCAGCACGAGGCAGCGUCGCUUCUUUGUCCCUCAGAGCCCGGGAUCAGAUCCAGGAGCAGAGGCGGCCAGUCCGGGAUCAGGCACCGGCGACGACGACCAGGAAGCUGCGGCACGCAAUGCAAGGAUGGGAAUGUCAGGUUCGGGCCAAAGCCGAGGGCGCAGAAGAAGAGGUGGUACUGGUGCAUCUUUUGAGGAGGACGAUUUGAGGCGCUCGCGCCGCCGCGGACGCGGUGCCAGAAGACGCACUUCUUCGCGGCGAAAGCAUCGGUCGGAAAGCCCGUGGCAUGACUCAGGGGGAGACACUUCGACCACCCUCGCACUUCGGGAUCAGUCUGAAGCAGAUGAUGAAGGUGGUCACGGUUCGCGCAAUCGGUUCAAGAACUCCGACGCGGUCGGCGCGGAUGAUAUUCGUGCGAUUCGCGACAAGCAGCAGCAGCGGGCGGAUGACGCGAAAACUUUGGUAUGUUGAGCUACUGAAACUUCAUUGGCAAAUGUGUGAGAAAUCUUCUUCAACAUGUCGGUCAUGUGCAAGUGAUUUUUUCUUAAAUCUUGCUGCCUAUCUCCCCGAAAGAAAAUGCGAGAACAGCGAUUAGUGUUGAAACAAUAGUUACCCAGGUUCCACAUGUUGGGCAUGCAGGUGCGGGAGCAUCACAGGGUAGCAGUGUCGCUGUGAGCCGGAAAGCCAGUCCGAAGGGGCGGUUUCUCUCUGGGCAAACGAAUGCAUCCGACAUGCCUGAGGAGCGCUCCGUGUUGGAGCGGGGUUUGGAACGUCUGAAAGACACAGAUGAUACGGGUGGUGCUAUCGCUAAAAGCUGGAAGAAGUCGCAGAAAAGGGUCAAGCGCAUGUACGAGGAAGACUAUGGAUCAUGCGUACUGCCUCUGAUUUUGUAGUUUGUAGUUGCUGAAGGAGUAAACUCUGUGAUGUCUUUGCGCAUUUUGAAGCAUUUUGUAUGACGCACUGGAUGAGUCAACAGCAGUGUGCCAUUGGGUACUGCUAUUCUUAUGUGAAAUACUUGGCUAUCGUUUCUGGUGAAAACCACUUCAGGUGGCGCAGCAAGUGGUGAGCAUGGGUCCCGCGGAGAGCCUUGCUUCAAUGAUAAAGCGAUUCGAGAAACCGUCUGCUUCACGACCCGCUUCACCCCAAAGCAGCAGGCAACUCAUGCUCACUGCCGGUGACAGCAUGGAAAGUGUGCUGGCGGAGCAGAGACGCGACGCGGAGAGGAUACGUAAUUUUGCGCUAGGGGACGAGUCCGAUUCAGACAAAGAGAUGAGCGCAUACAUGCGCAUGAAGCGAAAAAAGGCUAAGGGGAGUGGAGGGUACUUACUAUCUUGGCUACGCUGAUUAUUUUCUUGUCACUUUACUGGGUUCAUGCAACAAAUCUCAGACGGUUAUUUGUGAUCGUUCUAGAAUUUCUUUACCAGGCUGCUGGCUGAACCGCUUCCUUUUGCUGAGGAGUUCGCAAUGGGAACUGGCUGGGCUAGGAAUUUGCGCAAUGUGCAACCGGCCGGAUCCUCAAAAGAACGCGAGGAAAAGCAGGAACGCGCACGAGCACUCGAGGACUUGCUUGCAGGCCGCGAGCGACAAAAGGUAUUUCGAAAAGUUUCAGGGUCAGGACUUGCGUAUGAUUUUUCCGUCUUCGAAACAAAGUUACUGCUCUCUCAAAAGUUGUAUCAGUCGUCCUAGAACUACCGGAAUCAAUCAUAGAUGAACUUUGUCUAGAGACGCUAUUCAACAUCUUUCUGCGAUGGAUAAUCAUUAUUUUCACAUAGUACUGAAUCUCCUCCGCAGAUCUCUGAGAAAGAGUUGGAUCGUUUCAUUUCUGUCCUACGUACCCAAGUGUUGCGUGAGAUGGAGAUACUCCAGUUUCGGGAACACAGUGUACGGACCUUCUUGCAUGAGUGGCUCGAGGAAAACUGGCAGGACCCGAAUCUCUACACUUUGAAGGAGUUCUAUGAAUCCGCAGCGGAGAAAUUAGGCCGCUUUCUGCGUGAAAACGAAAUACUCUUCGGUUCCCAAACGCUCGAGGAGAACAGCGUUUUUCCGGUACUGCAAAGUGUCAAGGACAACGACAAAAUGCGUAAUGCUAUGGAGUUCUCGUUUAUAGCAGCGAAGAAGCAGUCGGCGGACUACGAGCCGGACUCGCCACUCCCAUCAGAUGGCGAAACCGGUUUCGGUGCAUCGUUUGGAGGUCCAAGAAAUGCGGUGGAUCCCUUUCCGAACUAUCCUGACCCAAUCUUUGCGUUGGUCUUAGCGAUGGAAAAAGCGCGACCGCUCGCUCGGAAGGAGUUUCGACGGGAACAGAUCAACAGGAGAAUGGAAAAGUCAGGUCCAAAACCGGUCAUGCCGCACGUCAUUCCUCCGUCAGUGUCCACGGAGGGCGACUUCGUCGAACCCCCGCCAAGCGUGAGCACUCUCGAUGCGAUCAUAUCCGAUUCUCAGCACACGACGAGCUCGAGCAAUGAAGCCAAUGGUUCUGCUGCGCAAAAUGCAGUUCGGGCUGGUGGCGCAAAAAUUGACUUCAGCAGUUUGGUCGAACCGCACAGAAUCGACUACCAGAUCAACGAGCACGAGCGGCAUUUGAACGGCAUGCUAAGCAGUGCAGGAAUAGAUGCGAGGCAUUCACGGCGACCGCUUUUCGUGUCAAACGAAUGGCUGUCGAGACGUGCAAAGCACGAAGGCUUGCCUUCGAAAAACGUCGAAGACCUCUACCGUGCCGUAUUUUGGUGUGAUCGUGUUGCGAAAGAGACGAACUUGCUGAAGCCAACUGUGAAGCAGCGGUUACGACAGGCUCCCAAAAGUUCGGGUGGUACUACUACCACUGUCGAAGACGAUCCACUUGGGAUGAGCGCCUUCAAGCCAGUGGAGGAGGCUGUCAUUGCAGCGCUCGCGUCUCCAUCGAAGGAGAAACGCGGUCGUGCGACCAAGCCUUCGAAGGAGCAGAAAGGAUCGGCGAAAAAGACAAAGGGUAAGGAGAGUGGUGGCUCGGCAAGCGAGAAGGAAUCCCCUAGUAAACGCGGUCGGGGUACCCCAAGAAGCGGGAGUCUUUUAGGGGUGGCAAAAAAGAAGGUGCUGAAAGGAGGGACCGCAGCCAUGCUGGCACUAGCGCCAAGUCCAGCGCGACGGCGCGGCGGGUCGUCGCCGGGCUCCGCUGCUGGGUUUGUUCCCGAGUGUCAGGCAUUGCUCCGGCCGCAGCGCAUAGCCCCUAUUCUUCCGCCUUCUAGUUGCAGCCGACUCCAGUUGAUGGAGGCGUACCACUACCUGUGCGCCUACGCGAGUUGGCCGAAGCUUAAUCCGUCAGAAAAAGGCGAUGGCGGCGACCGAGCAGCGGCAGAGCAAGCGCGGAUGCAAGCACGCCGCAAGAAAAGCGACAAUGGAGAAGGCGACACGUCAGGCGUACCGGCGAAGGGUGGCGACGCGCAAGAUCCUGCGGUGAUAGCAGCGCAGCGCCAGGCACGGCAGGCGAAGCGAAUGAUCACUAUGAAGGAAGAACUCUCGAUGAGGCAGUGGGUCACGUACCUCAAGAAGUCAUGUGGAAAUAAGUCAACGCUGCGUGAUAGAAUGCGCGAGUUUGGUCGGAAAUACGCGGUACUCAACAAAGAAACCUACGCGGCGAGUUUGCCUGUAGCAACACGUGUAAAGAUAAAGAAUGCUAGCGAGUGGCUUAUUGUCGGCGUCCAGAGGCUCGUCGCAUUUCGAGGUACAACACAAAUAGUUUUCUCGCUUUCUUGAUUGAACAGGCGCAGGUGAAACUAUUGCUUAGUGUGAUUAUACUGACUGUCUUUUGUCCAUAGGUUUUUUUUCAUAGAAGACGCGCUGCAACCGCAAAAAGGCCUUUGUGCGAAUCUCCUGCACUCUCUCAUCAUGAAUUACAAUUCUGCAGGCAUGGGCAUGACGGGCGUCACUCAGUGGACGGUUGCAGAGCGGGGGAAGAAAAACUCGCUGGUAACGAUGGUAUUGCGUGUUGAAGGUGACCAGGAGGCUUUGAAGCAACUUCCACGUCGACGGCUCAAGAGACGGACAGCGAGAUUUGGCGAUAGCAGGGAUCGCGCACGGGUAUUCACAAUGCCACUGUUCCAGGCUGAACGUUGAAGACUUGUAGACGAUGAUUUAUUUUUCCGACUCACUUUGCGGAAUUCAUAAUGUGGAUCCGAAGAUAGAGGAUGAGUUUGUGCACUAGUUGGCGAAUAAUUUCAAUUUUUCACCACGACAAAUCUUCAGGGAUUCAAAGAGCUGCUGCAGGAGACACAGACGGACUCGAGGCGUAAUGGCUCAAUCGCGGCUAGUAUGGCAUCCCCACGCGGGGAAAAGGCUGCGUCUCCGGAUCCGCAUAACGGGCAUUCAUCCGGAGACGCUGAGCGACCUGGAUCUGCCGUCACGGCGGCUAGUGUUGGGUCGCGAGCUAGUGACGUGCUGUUACACGGGAACACCGGGGUACCCUUAGGUGGUGACGUCGAUUCCGUGCUUCUAGUCGAGGACGAGCAUGAAAAGCGGCGGCGGAAGAAGCUGGUUGCGCAGGCGAAGAAGCCGGCCUUCGACAACUACUUGACGCACAAGCAACGGAAAUUUCUGCGGGCGGAAAGUAAGCACCGGUACGAGGCGUACGAAACUGUGAAGUACCGACGAGACAUGCCGCAGGACGGACAGGGUAAAAACUUCUUUCUGCACACGCUUCCAACGCUACGCGACGAUCUUUCUGAAAACAGCGACACCGCAGAGAAUGCCUAUCUGGACGAGAGCGUUCCGGAUGUCAGAUGGCCUCGGUCGGACACGGGGCUCGUCCUGCAAACGCGUGCUUCCCAGAAGCGGCGAUCUAAGGAUAAUCGCUUCUACGAGAGUGGACUAGAUGUGGAAGGAUCGGCGCGAAAGCGACGGAGACUGCCAAAGUACGGAGGUGGCGUGGACUACGCGUGGACGCAGCGUCCAGACUGGCCCAACGACACGAGAGCCCUCUUUUUUGGAGACGAUUAUCGGCCGAAAGAGCUGGGAGACUUGUCCUCCUCCUCCUCUUCCGCGGCCACAUCCAGCAACGAGGAGGAAAACGACAAUAGAGACGUAGUAUCGAAGGCAGACAGUGGUCAGGUGCGCACGAAGAAAGCGAAGAAAGCUGUUGUGGUGGAAAUCGACAACAUGCGGCCACCGGAGCUGCCCACCAGAGUUGUGGUUCUUUGGAACCGAUUGAAUUUACGCACCGCGCGUCCGGAACACUACCUCUACAGUCCGUCGGCAGGAGGACCCCUGAAGUGGAAGCGCACGCUCGAAAAAAUGUGGGUCUUGCGGCAAGCAGAGAUCUUCGGACAGUAUCAUGCAUUGAUGCUGCAGCAGGCGGAGCAGAUGGGCACAACACUAGCGGAGGCAACGAACCCGGAGAAGCGCAACAAGUUCGAAACCACGACAACUUCCGGUAGCGACACUGGAGGGGUGAAAAGGCCAAAAGAAAAUGGAGUAGCGAAUGGCGGGGCUGGCCCCAGUCCGAGACGGCGACGGAAUGUAACUGUGGCAGAAAAAGUGGCUGCAAAAUUGAGAGAGCGCCUUUUCGCAGAAGACGAAGGUAACUACACACCGCGUGGGAUCCAUCAGCGCAUGAGCAACGAAGAAGUGCACGAUUCCAUUUCUAACCUUGCGUUCAUGAGUGUGGGCGUCGCCGGUGCGCCGAAGCCACCCGCUAAUCUGAAUGUGGAGGCAGAACUUGAAGCUGGAGACGAUCUUAUGUUACAAGGCUGCGUAGAAUUAUUGGUGACGUGUUAGUUUAAGAUACUGCUCACCCUGAUCAAUAAGGUAUUUCAUGAUAGACUUGAUCCCACGCAUUUUUUCUGCAACACGAAAUUUUUCGUUAGGAGUGGCUAGAGACCUUAGUCGCACUGUCACUCAAGUGGAAGAACGUGGACGCGAGUAGAAAAGGAAACUGGUGCUCUCGCAAUACUUCUUGGUUUCGUGAGUGGGUAGCCCAUCAUCCUCCAAGUGGGUGGAUGGUCGACGAUUGACUCUAGAAAUAUCUUCGAAAUUUUUCUUUGUGUAGUGGCAAGUCCUGCCAGUCCUGCGCCGGUUGUAUAUCCUUAAGUGGCGCUUUCUUCUAACGUCUUUGGCCAAACAGCGAGCACUGGCAUCGAGAAAGCUGGUGGAAAGGCGAAGGAAAGCAAAUUGAAAGAGGAGCACGAGAAGUCCGUGUGGGCGACGUCUGCGCACGACUUCGUGUUAAAGGCGAUAGGCACACCUGAGGCCAUGCUUGCUCACCGAGGAGUGACGCUGUUGCCGGCACAUGCAGGGCGUUUCGGAAAGGAGUUUCUUGACUGGUGGUUUGAGCAACGAGGCGAGGCGGCCGCAACGGCACUGUUUGGCGACGCAGACUUCAGAGUCCGCAUGAGGCAACAGCUAGCUCUCGAGGAUGCGGCAAAGAACGCAAAUAGCUUGCCGCAGCAAGACCCAAGGAAACGAGGUAACAAAGCGCCACCGGCAUCUCCGGAGAAAGCCGCUGCAAAGACGUUUCUUACUGAGGGCGAUGAUGGAGGGGGUGCGAGUCCGAAUUCUAGCCCCGGUGGAAACGGUAAGUCCAGCCCGAUCUCGAGAGGAAAAGGUUCUCCAGGUGCGCCGGAGGGAACUGCAGGAGGGAACGGAGAUGCGGCAACCGACGGCGCGACGGAAGGUGGAGAUGGUUCUCCGAAUGGCACUAAGGCAUACGGCAAGGCGUCGACGGAGGCGGGGACGCUUGCGCUUCCGGAUCCUAUCUGGAAUGGCAUGUGUGGUCUAGUGGGUCGGUUUCGGUUUGACCAGCAGCAUUUCUUCGAAGCGAGUGCAAGUGGGCGUGAGUUUGAUCCUAUCUUUGGAGGCCGGUACGGAAGUUCCAGCAGUUCAGCCGCCCAUUCGGGCUUGUCGAUGUCCGGCUCAAGUGACAACAAUGGAGCGAGUACCAUGAAGAGGCUGCGGGCGAAGCUAGACGGCGGUCAGGGGGAGGACGGCGGGCGCGACGUCUCGCAGUAUUUGGCACUCUCUGAUGCCAUGUAUCGUGCUAAGCGGUUCAUAUACCGCCUGACGCCUGCAGAAUUGCCGAGAGGCCCCUUGCUGAGUGUGUGGAGUCUGCACGACUGCUUUGUGCGGAGCAAUUUGCGUCAGGAACUCAAUGAUUGCAUUGAUUUCCGUCGUGAGUACGCUGCUAAGAGCCUCGCGCGAGCUGCGGGCGGGGCAGGCAAGGACAAGGAGAAGGACCCGAAGGCACAGGCGGAUAAGCGCAGGGAGAGCAAUAAGAACGUCGCCCCAGCGAAUGCCAGCGACGGACCCUCCACUAAGGACAAGAAGGCAGCUCUGCUCGGCACAGGAGCAGGGGCGCCAGCGAAAGGUCUUAGCUUGAAGCGUCUGGAACUGGCGCGAGGCAAAGACUUGUGGUUCGACAAAAUUCGCAUGCAAGGUCAGGACAAGAUGGAAGCUGCAGAGGGUGGCACGAUCGAGAGAUUAAAGUACGAGAUCAACGAGAUCUAUACCGCGCACGUUGGGCGAGCCUUCCGAACAGACGAAGCAGCUUUGUUCGAGAAGAAACACAAGAGCAAGAAGGGACACCGCAUUCUGAAAGAUGAUUCUUCCGUUUAUUCCGAGAGCAGUGUCGAUACUGACGACGGGUGGGAUGACGUGCGGCAGCGCGUGCGGUUCUCUCUGCCCGUAGAGGAUGAUAGCAGUGAUGAGGAAAUGUAUGAGCAGAGGUUCGCGAAUCCGAACCGUUCCAACUUUUUCGAGUCAGAACCCGAGGAUCUGCAGUACGUGGAGCUUCCUGAUGGGCGCAUGAAGAAGCGGAGGAGGGACAAGAGAGCCACAUUCUCGUCUCUGCUUGUCGGGGGAGCGCCAGGGGAAUUCCAUCUGGGUGGUGGACUAGUGGCCGCGCAGGGAACAGUUGUUUCGAUGCGGCAGUACCCGGCGACACUUCCUCCGGAGUUUAUCCCAGCGCCCGGCUCUGCUAGCGAGGAGGCCCGUGCUGAGUCGCAGAUGAAGCCCGCAUUCGUGGACGCGGACGGAAACCCCCUACCGGCUCUUGAGGACGUGACCGAGACAACGGACAAUGACGGCAGUUCUCGCCCCAAAACAGCAGCGACUUCUUCGAGUCAAGAGCAAGCCGCGCAGACAAGUAUCGCAGAAACAAUGGCUACAACCACAACCGAUACGCAGAGAGCGCAGUCCUCCGGCUCCGACUUGACCUCGUCCUCCUUUGAUACUUCCACAAGCGGGGAGCUAUCGAUGGAGGCUUGGGAGGAGAGCAAUUUACUCAGUUUUUGCUAUUCGGAAUCAGGGAAGGAGAUUUGGGAACGACAUAAAUCGCGUGAAAAAUUCCAGCGCGGCUACUUGCAGGUGAUUAAACUCAAGAGGAGACGGACUUUGCUUUAUCGUGCUUUUAGCUAUUGUGCGAGGGACCUGUUCAUGCUUGGCACCGGAAAGCUCGGCCUGGAAGAAUUUAUGGAAGGCCAGACUGGAUUUAUAAGCAGACGUUGAUAUGUUCAAAUGUUUCGUGUUAGAACUAUGUGAGUAAAGAUGCAACGGGCGUACGUAGAAGAGACGAUCACACGCAACGGAUGGAAAGGAAGAGCCUUCGUAACAGCACAUCACCCUUUUUUCCUCCUUCAUAUUCUUGUAUCUGUACGUCCUCUACGCGGUGGACAGAUUGAAGCCGAAGCUAAUUGAUCAUGACAAAUAUGAGGCUCAGUUUGAAUUUGAGAAGCACCCCUUCGAGCUGUACAGUCGUAACGCCAGCUGUUAUGAAAUCGUGAAGCUUGCGUUUGCUGGCCUAAAUCCAAUUAGUGCAGGCAUACCUGAUCUGUUCGUCGCGCCCGACGACAACAUGAUCGCUCCUGUGCGUGGACAGAGUCGACUAACACUUUCCCCCAUUGGCGUGCUGGAUGUCCUCAUGACCGUGGCGAAUUGUUUUGAUUGCGACGUGUCUGAUUUCCUCCACGAUAUGGAUCAUUCAGUCUUUGCGAUCGAGCAACAGAAAAGACUAGCGGCGCAGAAGCCAUCUAGCGCAGAGGCGGGUGACCAGCCGCUUCGACAGAGCCCCCCUUCUACAGGGAAGCUUGCGAACUUCUUGCAUGGCGGCAGUGCGACGUCCUCGGUAGUCGCGUCUGAAGGCGCAGAGCAACCAGCGGGUCAAAAGAGUGAGAAGAAUUCACCCGAGCGUGGAGGAUCAUCUCCUGGUGGAAGUUCACCGGGAGGGAGCGUGUACGGGCUGCCGACGUACGAAGAAGACUUCUUCCACACGCGCGCGGAGGAGCUUGAUGUCGUCACUCUGCGUCUAACCGGUGGAGUCACAAAAACGGACAAGCGCGACAACUCGCGUCGAAAGUCGUCCACGAGCACGAAUCGCAUUGAGGCGUCUACUAACAAGAAGAAGUACUUCUCGUAAUGGUAGUGCUGCGCUGGAGUGAUAAAGCAGUACAUCGGCAGUCACCAGGUGCGGUAACUACGCGCCGUCUAACGGUGCAGUCUCAAGGCACCACACAGAAUAUCGCAAAUGGCAUAGGGGCAUAAAGUGAUGCUAUGGCCCUCCGCAAGGAACUAGAAAGAUGUGCUGGGCAUACUAGUUUGCAUGCAGAGUGGUUUUGCUUUUGAGGAUACAGGCGUCUGCUGUUCGAUUAUAUUCUCCCCUAAGGACGUUCACAUGGGUAUGCUUUCUUCAGUCAAGUUCUAAAAAUCAAUCAAUUACAUGUAGCUGACGUUUCGCUGAACUCGGUGUAGAACACGCAUGAAUGAACUGUUGCUUUAUUUUCACUGACGAGUACCAUAAAUCCAUCAUAAAAACGUGAACUUACUUUUUCUUUUGGGUUGCGAAUUUGUUUGUAUAGUCAACGGAUUAGGAGUCGAGCUGGAACAGGCCUGCACAGAGACGCGUAGUAAAGAUUCAACUCGCGCUUAGGCUUGCUUGCGAGUGAUAACCGUCAUGGUCACAGUCGAGAAUUUAGGGUAUAAUGCUAGGUUUAGUCAAUGCAUGUCGCAAAUUGAUCAUAUUUGAGAGGUUGGGGCGUAGGUAUGAAAUUGACUGAAGUAGAGCCCGCGUGCCAGCUCUGUAGACACAAGAAGUGUGGAUGGGAGGUACACAAGCACCUUCUUCUUUUCUCAGAUUUUUUCCUCAAGUUUCGCAAAGCAUGACUCAAGGAUUGGUUAUCGGCCCUUGUUGGGAAAGUUUUAGGUUAUCCGAGCUUUUUUUGGACGCUUUCGAAGAUCGAAAUCUAAAUGAAUCGGCAAAAUAAAGCGAACGAAGAGCUAGAAGAGUCAGAAAGUCAAGAUUCUGCGGCCCGUGUGGGCUCAGGAGCAGAUUAUCUUCCUGAUGUCGGUGUUCGAUAUCUCAUUUCAACAGAAUAACAAAAAAGAACAUGAUUACAACCUUCAAGGCUUAAUCUUUUCCAAGGUAACGGCCUCUGACGACCAAAAAACUGAGACAUACGUAUGAUCUUUUAUGACAAAGACUGACAGCAUA
This is a messenger RNA of Amoebophrya sp. A25, 14587 nucleotides long. The record is from the annotation of a GenBank genome assembly. NCBI's taxonomy places the organism in Eukaryota, Dinophyceae, Syndiniales, Amoebophryaceae.